This is a messenger RNA of Pantherophis guttatus, 3055 nucleotides long. Its product is annotated as cholinesterase-like. The record is from RefSeq and is a predicted model, not a curated record. Gene Ontology annotation, biological process: acetylcholine catabolic process; choline metabolic process. Gene Ontology annotation, molecular function: acetylcholinesterase activity. Gene Ontology annotation, cellular component: plasma membrane. Lineage: Eukaryota; Metazoa; Chordata; Lepidosauria; Squamata; Colubridae.
UUGCGGUAAACACCUGCAACUAAGCUUACAGAAACAGGUUGAGAAGUAAAGAACAGAAAUGUCUACCUCCAUGUCUGGAUCCGGCUAAAAACACCUCUCAGCUAACUAUCCUAUCGGCAACUUCAAGCACCAAUUCACUACUGAUGAUUGUAACUAAGGAAUAAGCUGAUCUCCUAUCUCACUUGGGCAAAAAUUAUUUACUAACUUGGAGGCUGGUUUAGUAAAACCAGUUACACAAUUGUAUCAGACUGGCUGUUUGAUGAAAUUUUGAAGACCUGUCACUUCCUCUUGCGAAGACUAUAAAUCUUGCUACUACCAAAAAAUUAAAUAGUUCUAAAAGAAGAGACCAUCCCUUGCCAGCCAUUGAAGGAAAGAAAGGUCCACCGACUCGUCCUACUGUUGCAAUGCCUUGUCUGCUAUGCCCGUCUCUCUUGUGCUGCCUCCUCCUCCUCCUCCUUCCCUUUCCAUUAGGCUCCAUUUCUGCUUCUAAAGGAGACACAGUGGUCAGAACUAGCAGUGGCCCCAUUAAGGGCAAGCAGUUCCUGGCUGGCCUUGGAUCUGUGACAGCCUAUCUAGGCAUUCCUUAUGCUGAGCCUCCCCUGGGGAAGUUGCGUUUCCAGAAACCUCUUCCACAUCCGCCAUGGAAGCAAACAUUGGAAGCCACCAGUUUUGGCAAUUCCUGUUCUCAAUUUAUUUUCCGGGAUGUCCCUGAAGCAGAUAUGUGGUCUUCUAAAACACUACUGUCAGAAGAUUGCCUUUCCCUCAACAUCUGGGUGCCACAGCCACAACCUUCUUCCCCAGUCCCUGUUUUGGUCUGGAUACACGGAGGGAGUUAUGCAUUCGGCACAUCUUCUCUGGAGUUGUUCAACGGGGCAUCCUUGUCUGCUGCUGAGAACAUCAUUGUGGUCACCAUCAAUUAUCGCUUGGGAGCCCUGGGCUUUCUGUACUUGCCACCAGCGGCUCCAGGGAACCUAGGCUUAUGGGACCAACAGCUGGCCCUGAAGUGGGUAAAAGAGAAUGCAGCUGCCUUUGGGGGAGAUCCUUCUCGGGUGACCAUUUUUGGCCAGAGUGCUGGAGGAUCUUCUGUGAAUUUCCAUCUUCUUGCACCAAAAAGCCAGGACCUUUUUGCCCAAGCAGUGAUCCAGAGCGGAACAGCCAAUGCCUAUUGGGCUUGGAGGUCUCCUGAGGAAGCUGAACAAAAAUCACUGGAAUUUGUUCAUCUGCUAGGUUGUUCAGAGGACAACAAUAUCAGCAUAGUGCAUUGCCUGCAAUCAAAAAAUGUUUCUGAACUUAUUCGGCAUGAAAUAUCUCUGUUCUUGAAAGGUGGCUUCCUUUUGAAUUUUCCCUUCAGGCCAACCACAGAUGGAGAGUUUUUGCUUGGUGAUCCAGAAAAGCUCAUGGAGGAGGGGCAAAUUCAGGUCAAACCAGUCCUCAUAGGUGAAACCUCUGAUGAAGCGGCUUCUUAUGUCCACUCUGUUUUCCCUAACACCACCCACAAUCUCAUCAAUCAAGAGCAGCUUCUGAAAGGGAUACAGCUGUUGGCGCCAAAUGCAACUGAAGAUUUUAUUCGGACUAUUGCACUGAAGUACAGUGAAGGAAAUCACGGCCCAGCAAAAUACCGCUCUGCUCUGUCCCACUUCUAUACAGAUCGGAUAUUUGCAUGUCCAUUGAUUGAAACUACAAGAAAUAUCAGGAAAACUGGGAGUCCUGUAUAUGCCUAUUUAUUCGCACAUCGCCCUUCAUGGUCAGUUUGGCCUGAAUGGAUUGGAGCAACUCACGGUGCUGAGAUUCCUUUUGUUUUUGGAACCCUUGAAUCUACGCUGCCUUUCAAUCAAACAUACACAGAGGCUGAAGCCAGGCUGAGCCAUAAGAUGAUGCAUUACUGGGCAGAGUUUGCCAGAACUGGGAAUCCCACUGGGUCAGCAGCCAGCAAGGAUAAGUGGCCACUCUAUAAUGCCACAAAGCAGAAUUUCUUCCUUCUUAAUACUGAGCCAUUCCAGGAAAGGGUGAAAGAGCACUGUGAUUUUUUAAAGAGCCUUUUUUCAAAGGCUGAAGAGACACAGCAGUCAGAAAGUGAUUCUGUUUCAUCGGACUAGGAAGAAGACAGCAGGAAUCAAUCAAGAUUUAUCUUUAAAGCCUGGGCAAAUGAUGACAAGCUGCACCAGAGAACCUUCCAGAAGCAUCCAUUGUCCUUUCAGGGACUGACUGGUGGGAACUUGGAAGACAAAUAAGGAGACGACUAAAACCCACAUCACUUUUGCUGUUAAAAUAAUAAAUUGCUAGGAGUAAUUUGUUAUAUCUUGAUUUGAGAGAGGAGUUUAAUCAAUCCUGCUCCCUCAAAAAAGAACCUAGUAAUAAAUACUGUUUGACUUCUUAGGAUAAAAAUCAUUUUAUUUUCACAAUGAAGGGAAAUAGUAACAAGGCUAUGAUAAAUAAUAGUAGAAUAUAAUAUACUGGAAUACUAAAAUUAGUAGAAACUUGUUAUUCUGUAAACAUUUGUUUCCUGUAGCACAUAUAUAUGCUACAUUAUGCCUUUGCAUUUGUAUUUCCUAUAAAUAACUUCCUGCAAGAAAGAUAUGUUCUAUUAGGCCUCUGUAAAGUAUCUGGAAUUUGUCAAACGUAUGUUCCUGCCAUCAAUCUGAAUCCACAUCAGUCUUAUUCCUGUUUUUCUCCUGCCAUCCAAAGCCUGGUACUUAUCUUGGUUUGGUGCUGUAUACAUCAUCCGGGGGAUAACUUACACCUCAGCCCUAAUUUACACCUUUGAUCUGUGUUGUUGGGCGCUCAGUUUCCUUCCCUGCAGCACCAGGGGGCCUAGUGGCCAAUUGGGAGAACAAAGGAAUACUCAAGGAUAAAUAAGAGGCAUCUAUCCUUUGCAGGGCUAUUGGAUACAAACCUAAAUUAGGAGGCAGCAAUUGGGGACUUAACUGGUGUUUCUAACAGUAUAAAAAGGAUGCCAUACCUUCUCUGAGGUGUGGCCUUUCCUUACAUAUCUCUUUUUGUAUAUGUUUACCCAGCUUUUUACUUUUGAUUAAAAUUAAACACUGAUUCUUUCUCA